Molecule: messenger RNA, 567 nt
Organism: Mesitornis unicolor (brown roatelo)
Lineage: Eukaryota; Metazoa; Chordata; Aves; Mesitornithiformes; Mesitornithidae
Gene: RPL24
Product: ribosomal protein L24
Exons: 4
Coding region: 80-520 (146 amino acids)
Biological process (GO): cytoplasmic translation
Cellular component (GO): cytosolic large ribosomal subunit
Molecular function (GO): mRNA binding; structural constituent of ribosome
Source: RefSeq, a predicted model, not a curated record
UGUAAAGAAAUACAAAAGCAUCACUGUUGAAAAACACUGAAUCCAAGAACUACUUGAUAAGUUAACAUAAACUGUGAUAAUGUCUUUCAUGGAAACAAAGCUUACACAAAAUACUUUACCUUCCCAGGUUUUUCAGUUCUUGAAUGCAAAAUGUGAGUCUGCGUUCCUUUCCAAGAGAAACCCCCGUCAGAUCAAUUGGACUGUUCUGUAUAGGCGUAAGCACAAGAAAGGACAGUCAGAAGAGAUACAAAAGAAGCGCACGCGCCGUGCUGUUAAGUUUCAGAGAGCUAUCACUGGUGCAUCUUUAGCUGAGAUUAUGGCUAAACGAAAUCAGAAGCCCGAAGUACGAAAGGCACAGAGGGAACAGGCUAUUAGGGCUGCAAAAGAAGCCAAGAAAGCUAAGCAGGCAACCAAGAAAACAGCUGUUUCUGCUGCAAAGGCUCCUACAAAGGCAGCACCCAAGCAGAAGAUUGUGAAACCAGUCAAGGUUUCUGCUCCUCGUGUUGGUGGAAAGCGCUAACUUGCCAAACUGUUAGUCGUGCUGAAUAAACAUCUGACUAACUUUCA